CUUAUAAAAAAUAUUUCCCUUGGUAACCAUUUUCCCUGGUUAUUUUCUUGGCAGAUUUUCUGCAGAGAACUGAAAGGCAUUUAUCCCCAAGGGAGGCAGCUAUUUUGGAUUUUACUAAGAAGUCAGUUAACAUUUCUUCAACAUUCCUUUCUGUUGCUCUCUGUUUUAAAGAAAGCUCUGGUUUUGUUUCAUUUUCAGCUGGAGACUUAAAUGACACCAAGCAAAGCCUACUUAGUUUAGAUUUCCAGAAAUUGGUUGGUGAAACAUCAAACAUGAAGUUUACAGUUCUGUAUUAUUUUCUUCUGCUUAUGACUUUUCAUAUUGACUUUGGACAAAAUGAAGAAACUCCUAGGAAACAAAGGAGGAAGAUCUAUUACAGAAGAUUGAAGAAAAGUUCCUUAUCCAACCAUAAGUCAAAAAGACAGCUUGGAAUUCAGCCAACUAUUGUUGCACUAGCAGCAAAAUUUCCUACUGUUAACCUUGAUUAUAGCACUGAGGAAAACUUUGAAUCCUUUUUAAGUUUUCCUGGAAGAGAAUCAAGCUAUAAUGUGUUACCAGGAAAGAAGGGGCGCUGUUUGGUAAAAGGGAUGGUCAUGUAUGACAAAGCCGUGUGGUCUCCUGAGCCUUGCACUACCUGCCUCUGUUGGAAUGGGAAAGUGCUAUGUGAUGAAACCAUGUGCCACCCUCAGACGUGCCCUAAAACGCACAUACCUGAAGGAGAAUGCUGCCCAGUCUGCUCUGACGCUGUCACCUAUCCUCUACUCACUGAUAUAGCAUUAAAUGAUAGAAGUGAAUUUUCUGGUGAUUCUUCAGAACAAAGAGAAUCUAUCAAUUUACUUCAUAACCAACUGCCACCGACUCAGGUGGAAAUGGACCCAGUAUUAAGAAAAGAAGCACUUCAAUCUGAGGAGAAUGAAGAAGAAAUCGAAGAAGAUGAAGAUAAGGAGCAAGAGAAAAACACUGCUGGGCCUCUAGAUCCGGGAAAUUCUCACAGUGAGGAGAGCAGAGAACAGGGAAGGCAGAGCUCUCAAGUGGAGGAGAGGCAGGCACAUCAACAUUGGGGCCAAGGAAGGGAAGAAGAGGAGGAGGAGGAGGGAGAGGACGAGGAGGAGGAGGGAGAAGAUACCCUCAGAGGCGAUGUCUUCAGAAUGCCCCCUCGAGUCCCAAUACCGGCUCCUCCCAGAAACGCACCGACCCUGCCGAGCAGGUGCUCUCUGUCAUACAAGACCAUAAGUUGCAUACAUGUGGAGCUCACACAGAUCCCACCAAUAACGGCACCAGAGAUAACGAGUCUGGAGCUUGUUGGGAAUGCCAUCACUUCCAUUCCAGAUGGAGCAUUUAAUGGAUUGCCUAAUUUGGAAAGGCUUGAUCUGAGCAAAAAUAACAUCACCUCUUCAGGCAUAGGCCCAAAAGCCUUCAAGUUUUUGAAGAAGUUAAUGCGUCUGAAUAUGGAUGGAAACAAACUGAUACAGAUUCCUUCAGAAUUACCAUGUACAUUAGAAGAACUGAAAAUCAAUGAGAACAAUCUUCAGGGUAUUGAUGAAGAAAGUUUAUCAGACUUAAAUAAGUUGGUCACCUUAGAACUGGAAGGAAACAGCCUCAGUGAAACCAACGUCAAUCCUUUAGCUUUCAAACCUCUGAAGAGCCUAUCUUACCUGCGUCUGGGAAAAAAUAAAUUUAGAAUUAUACCACAGGGUCUUCCUGCUUCUAUUGAGGAAUUAUAUCUAGAAAAUAACCAAAUUGAAGAAAUAACCGAAAUUUGUUUCAAUCACACCAGAAUGAUAAAUGUUAUUGUACUACGUCAUAAUAAAAUUGAAGAAAACAGAAUUGCUCCUUUAGCCUGGAUAAAUCAAGGAAAUCUGGAAUCGAUUGACCUCUCCUACAACAAGCUCUAUCAUGUCCCCUCCUAUCUUCCCAAGUCUCUGCUGCACCUAGUGCUCGUCGGGAACCAAAUUGAGCGGAUACCUGGCUAUGUGUUUGGUCACAUGGAGCCGGGUCUGGAAUACUUGUACCUGUCAUUUAAUAAACUCACCAAUGAUGGAGUGGACCCAGUCUCAUUCUAUGGGGCAUACCAUUCUCUGAGAGAAUUGUUUCUGGAUCACAAUGACUUAAAAUCUAUACCAUCUGGCAUACAAGAAAUGAAGGCGCUCCAUUUUCUGAGGUUGAACAACAACAAGAUACGGAAUAUUUUUCCGGAACAAAUUUGCAAUGCUGAAGAAACUGGCGAUUCAAAUCUGGAACAUCUUCAUCUUGAAAACAAUUAUAUUAAAACAAGAGAAAUAUCAUCCUAUGCAUUUUCAUGCAUAAGAUCAUAUUCAAACAUCAUUCUUAAACCACAAAAUAUCAAGUAAUUCAACGUUUUCCUUUGUCAUUUACAAAAUGUACUCAUAUUUGCUGUAGUAGUAUUCGUCAUUAAUAAGAGAUAGAUAAUUCCCAUGUUGUACUCAAUAUCACUAUGAUAGUCAACUUGACUUGCCAAUCUACAGAUGAUCAACCAAAAAUAUAUCUAGAAGAUGUAGACAUCUAGGAGUUUCCCACCACUAGAAAGAAGCCGAGUAGUUGCAAAUUUUUUUCUCAUGAGAACAGGAUGUUAUGCACUGCCAAACUAGACUGGGAGAAUCUGAAAAAGAGUAAACACAUCCUUUUCAAGAGACCCGAAUGAAUACUGCUAUUAGCUAAGAAUUCCCAAGUCCCAUUAAAAAUUACGUAUGUUAUGGUUCACAACUAAGAAGUAUAUUGGCAAGAAAAAUAAUUAUUACAAUUUAUGAAUUAGUGUUGUUUAUUAUCCUGUUAAAAUAGUAAUUAAUAAUUUCUGUAACACCCUAUGUUAAAUUACUGAUAUGAAUACACUUAACUUUAGUUCCUUCUAGUAAUUACAUGUGUGAAAUUAAAACAUUAUAGUAAUACUAAUUUCCUAAUUUCCAUUAUUAAAUUGUACUAUGGUUAUUUAAGUUGUUAACAUUGGAGGAAACUGGGAGAAGGGUCUAUGUGGAUGCUAUAUUAUUUUUGAAACUUUUCUGUAAUUCUAAAAUUAUUUUUUUAAAAGUUAAAAAGCUCUAGUUUCAUUAUUCUUUACUCAAGAUCAAAAGAUUUUAUGAAAAGUGGUGGAGUUUGCCUAAAUUACAAGUUGAUUAUCCUUGGCUACUACCUUGUAAAUGUAAACCUACUACAUGAAUUUUCGAAAAUUUUUGCUGCAUUGAUCAUUGUCACCACUCAUCUCUUUGCCCUAAUUUGCUGAAGUGUAUUAAUUUUUUUCACUUCAAUUUAUUAUAAAGCGAUUAUUACUUACUAUGUACUAGUGCCUACCAAAACUAUAUAUUAAAAUUUCCAUUACAUAAUGAUCUUUUAUCUAUGUAUUGCUAAAAAUUUACAAAAGACAAAUAUAGAAACUAUGUUAA
Choloepus didactylus (southern two-toed sloth) is the source of this 3398-nucleotide messenger RNA. It is a transcript of the gene ECM2, whose product is annotated as extracellular matrix protein 2. The record is from RefSeq and is a predicted model, not a curated record. Gene Ontology annotation, biological process: positive regulation of cell-substrate adhesion; extracellular matrix organization. Gene Ontology annotation, molecular function: protein binding; collagen V binding; heparin binding. Gene Ontology annotation, cellular component: extracellular matrix. Lineage: Eukaryota; Metazoa; Chordata; Mammalia; Pilosa; Megalonychidae. The transcript has 10 exons. The coding region runs from base 273 to 2351 and encodes 692 amino acids.